GUUUGGGGGGUGUGUGUAUUGUUUCUGGGGUUGCUGUUCGGUCUGUCUGAGGUGCGGGUGUGGCUGAGGAGGUCCAGGCGUUGCCUGCUGGAUUAGGGAGUGUGCUUCGAGCUUUGAGAUUGACAACACAAACGCCACCAUGCCGUCUUUUGGCGGAAUGCAGCAAGCUGUCGGUCAGCUGCGGCCUGCGGCUGCUGCUGCCUUGACCGUCCAGCUCGAGGAUCUCCCUGUCGAGACCACGAUCGAGAUCCUCUCCCAUCUCGAUUUCGCGACGCUCGAUAAGAUGCUGCUGGUUAGUAGGCGGCUGAAACGGAUAAUCGAGUCGCACUGGGCUACGAUCCUUUCAGCUGUUGUCGAGCAGGACUUCUCCCCGGCCGAAGGCUUCCUUGCCGUCCUCCGCGAUGUGAUUUUGCCAGGCUCGGGUGUCCACUCGGCGGACUCCGGUAUCCUCAACGGCUCAUCUCAGCUGAAGCUGCCGUCCUCGGCCGGCGGAUUUUAUGCUGUCAUGAACUUUUGCCGCGCCGUCAAGCGCUGGGAGGCCGAGUUCCCGAGCCUUCGCUUCUGUUACCUCCCCCAGCAUAGCAGGAGCUUGGAGCCACACGAGCUUCGCCGGUUACGAUCAGCACUGUACGCUUGGUGGAGGUUUGCGCACGCCUUUCACGGGCCCGCACCAUGCCCUCCUGGCUUGGACAACAGCCCGGAGGGCCGGCGCAGCUUUAUCCGACAAUUCUCCACCGCGCAGCUCCAUGAGCUCUACGAUCUCUGGUCGACUAUCGAUGCCGCAGUCGGGACGAGAGUGUGUCCGAGCACCAGCGCGGUGAUAGCGAUGGGGAAUCCGGGAGCACCGUGGAAGAUGAUGACCAUGGAGGAGGCGGCUCGCAUUGGCUGGGGUACUUACGCCGUCCACAUCGAGAUUGUCCAAACUAUGGUCAAGCUUCGGCCCGAAGAUCUCCUCCAUCUGCUGGUGUAUCGGCACCGCUAUGCAACAAAGGCGAGCGUGAUACAGUUCGUCAGGCUACGACACCCGCGGAUUGAGGAGGGCCCGCAAACGUUGACCGCAGCGAUUCUGGACGUCGUUGAAGAGCGUCAGAGCUCACCCUUCCCGCCCUUCCCGUUUAAGCUUUCAUUUCCCCUUAACCAUGGCGGCAUCCUCGACCACAAGACGCCGGAGCUCGAAGCCCUGCGUGAUGUCUACAAUACGGAUGCGGGUUCGGGCGUUCAUGACUAUCCGCAAUGGCUGCAGGAUCGUGACUUGUCGAUGACUGUCCGAGGUGGUCGGUUGGAUUCGAAUUCAUAGGAUGCCUUCUCGUCUGCCAUGAUGACCCGCAAGGUGGAGGAGACGGAGAAGUGAAAUGUUCAGGGUUUGGGGUUUCCAACGAUACUCUGGCGUUCCCGGACCUGUAGACUAGACA
Messenger RNA from Thermothielavioides terrestris NRRL 8126, 1412 nucleotides. RefSeq lists its product as uncharacterized. The transcript has 4 exons. The record is from RefSeq and is a predicted model, not a curated record. Bases 140 to 1297 code for a protein of 385 amino acids. Gene Ontology annotation, molecular function: protein binding. Lineage: Eukaryota; Fungi; Ascomycota; Sordariomycetes; Sordariales; Chaetomiaceae.